UUCGACCGUCUCCUCAUCAUGCCUGCUACACGCAAAACUGCCCGCCGAGACACAGAAGUCAUCACACUAGACGACAACUCUUCUAAGGCCGUCGCUAAUAAGCGCGCAGCUAGUCGCACUACUACCACCAUCACCACCAAGAAGACAGUCGGGCAGGUGGCACAGGCUCGGAAGAAAAACCACCGCCCUGCCACGCAGCUGGAUAUAAUCGAAAUAUCGUCCGACGAAGAUGAGGUACCCCCUCCUCCCAAGGCGGCUGCUCCAGCCGGUGGUGCGAAGAUGGCCAGAAUGCGAGCGUCUGAAGCAACUGGAAAGGGACAACCUGCGUCUGGAACAAGAGAACAAGUUGCUGAUGCAGUGUUCGAGCGAACUGGACGACGGUGUUUCAUGUGA
Messenger RNA from Mycena indigotica, 393 nucleotides. RefSeq lists its product as uncharacterized. NCBI's taxonomy places the organism in Eukaryota, Fungi, Basidiomycota, Agaricomycetes, Agaricales, Mycenaceae. The transcript is spliced from 2 exons. The coding region runs from base 19 to 393 and encodes 124 amino acids. The record is from RefSeq and is a predicted model, not a curated record.